This is a messenger RNA of Aspergillus pseudotamarii, 966 nucleotides long. Its product is annotated as threonine ammonia-lyase. Lineage: Eukaryota; Fungi; Ascomycota; Eurotiomycetes; Eurotiales; Aspergillaceae. Bases 1 to 966 code for a protein of 321 amino acids. The transcript has a single exon. The record is from RefSeq and is a predicted model, not a curated record. Gene Ontology annotation, biological process: L-threonine catabolic process; L-serine catabolic process. Gene Ontology annotation, molecular function: pyridoxal phosphate binding; L-serine ammonia-lyase activity; threonine deaminase activity.
AUGCAGAACUCAGUCUUCGAAACCGCAGCCAGCGCAGUCCAAGCAAGGAAUCGCAUCCGCAGCCACAUCUACCAAACGCUCCUCAUUCCAUCUCGAGUGCAAGGCAAAUCCCAUGGCGCAAAGGCCCUAUUCAAAGCAGAGAACUUCCAACUAACGGGAUCAUUCAAGAUCCGAGGCGCAAUGUCCAAGAUAUCCGGCCAACCUGCGAACGGGCGGUUAAUAACCGCCUCGUCGGGCAACCAUGGGAUAGGCGCCGCAUGUGCCGCGCAAGCGCUCUCUAAAGAUCUUACUGUUGUCCUCCCGGAAACGGUGGUACCCGCGAAGUUGGAGAAAAUUAAGUCCUACGGGGUGAAUGUUAUUCUGCAUGGAGCUGAAACGGGCCUUGCUGAACAAUAUGCUCAACGGUUCGCUGCUUCGGAUUCGUAUACUUAUAUUUCGCCAUACAAUGAUCCGGAUAUUGUUGCCGGGCAGGGGACUAUUGGGUUAGAGAUUCUCGAACAGUGUGAAGAGGUGGAUAAUGUUUUCGUGUCUAUGGGUGGUGGGGGAUUGAUUAGCGGUAUUGGGGCGGUCGUGAAGGCGUUCAGUCCGCGUACGAAGGUCUAUGGUGUUUCUGCGAUUAAUUCGAAAGCUCUCGCCGAGUCCAUGGCUGCGGGUCAUGUAGUUGAGACAGAACAUCGGGAUACCCUAGCUGAUGCUGUUGCUGGCGGCAUCGAUACGGAUACAAUCACACUCCCGUUGGCAAUGUCCGUGGUAGAUCACGUCGUUGAAUGUGAUGAGAACGAGAUUAAAGCAGCCAUGAAAACUAUGGUGUUUGAUGAAAAUAUGAAUGUCGAAGGCUCUGCUGCUCUUGCUUUGGCAGGCUUCAAUAAAGUCGCACGACAACUCGCCAACCAAACUAGCGUCAUUGUCUUGUGCGGUGCGAACUUUGACCAAACUGUCUUCAAGAGUGCGGUUCUGGAUCUUUAA